Anthonomus grandis grandis is the source of this 1530-nucleotide messenger RNA. RefSeq lists its product as uncharacterized. The transcript has 5 exons. Lineage: Eukaryota; Metazoa; Arthropoda; Insecta; Coleoptera; Curculionidae. The record is from RefSeq and is a predicted model, not a curated record. Bases 291 to 908 code for a protein of 205 amino acids.
UUUGUGUUUUUAGUUGAUUCGGAGCACUGUGGCAGUAAAAUUGUUAUUUAUAUUGCUUUUGCAUGUUUUUCACAUUUUGCAAACUUUGAUUUUAUCACAUUGAUAACGAAUUUUAGUGCCGUGUAUCCUUUAUUAAUCAAACAAAAUCGCGUACAUUAAUACAGCGGGACCUUGAAAAUCACUGGCAUCAUGUAAAAGGGUAAUUUUGGCAUUUAGGAGUAUACAACAUAGUGUAUUGAUUUGAAUUGCUCAGUUUCUUAGGAGAUUUAUUAAGUAAACACAAUUACAAAAUGUCUGGAGCAGUGUAUCAACCCACCACAGUCCAGUAUGAGUCAAAUGGACCCCCGGAUCGUUGGCAAAACAGGCCAAUAUCAUAUCUGGGUUCAAUAACACAAACUGCAAGACGACCAUGUAUUACUUGUAUGCCCUCCCGCAAUGUCCUUCCUUUAGUGUUGAUCACUUCUUGUAUAGCAUGUUUUUCUCUCGGGUUAGUAAUGCUUAUAAACGGAGCCAUAGGCUACUCAGAGACGUCAGAAAGCAGAGGAGACUUGUACCUGAUCGUAACCAUUUUUGGAGCUUUUUUUUUCGCCCUUUCGAUUUUUCUCUUUUUAUUCUUCAUGAGAAUAACCAGGAGGAUGUGCUGGAGGACAGCGAAAGACCACAUGGGGACAUCAGGCGGACAUCAAAACCUAACGGUGAAUCCUUCGACGGAUUUGUUAGUUACGGCACAGUACGCGCCGGUGUCAGAAGUCGUUUAUGAACCCUCUAAGUUAGAGGAGUCCGAGCAGAGCAAACUUAUGCCAUUGGAACAUAAAGAAAUCAGCAAUGAAGAUGCUGAUAGAUUGGUGGAGAACGACCCAAGGAUCGUCCUACGUCCCUUAAAUGCCGCCGUAAAUGAGGAAGCUUAAUUUUUGUUUUGCGGCUGUUUACUUAAGACAUUCUUUGUAAAAGUAUUAUUAUGACUCUUACACUUUUUUGCAUAAAUUAGGGAUUAACUAAAGUUUUUUUAUGGCCAGGUAUAUAACUUGCCAACGUUGGUCUGUUAUAACGCUUGUUUUGAUAGAAAGUAGGGUAGAUAGCAAAAAAAAUCAAAUUCUUAAAUAAGGAUAACUGCAACUCACUCGAAUUAGAGAAUCUCUUAUUCCUGAAGCUUUGUAGAGGUGUUUUGUCAAUUUUUGGUGUUUUUAUAUGCUUAUUGUAGAUCCAAAUUCAUAGAUCUAUUUUCAUACAUCCAUAAACUAUUUAAUAUUAUCAUUGUUAGAACUUAGUUAUUGUAUUAACUAAUAUACUUAAUUUCCUUAAAGUGAAAAACAAAAAAAAUGCUGAAUUAAUUAAAUUAAUAUUAAGUCUGGGUUGUUGAAUAUUACUCUGUGAUCUCCUCAUCAUGCUUUAAACUGAUGAAAACAUUCCAGUAAUUUAAGUUGGGUUUUGUUAAGUUUAGCUUAAGAAGCUUCUAUGAUUUAAGUUUUUACAUUUUAUAUACCAGCAGUCUUUAUAUUGUAACAAUUAAAUUAAAAACUUACUUUAGGA